GUACGGAGAAAAUUUGAAAGCGAUUGAACCAUGCACGGUGAGAGAAAAGUGAUACAAAGCCGUUCCCGAAACGCAAAAAUGCCUGACCGAACUGACACAAAUAGUGCGAAAAACUUUCACGAAAAAAUUGGUAUACCAUAUCUGAAGAUAUCCGGGUCCGGCAAGCACCUGGCCAAUUCAAAUUAACGCAAAAAUCAGUCCAAUGUAAUAAAGAACAAUAAUUGCUGCUGAAUUUAAUCAGCAGUGGAAGGAAACGACAUCACUAACACUGUUCUGACCCGAAUCUUAUCUCACUUAUUAGCAAAAACAAGAAAGGCCUUCUAUUGAGCCAUUGAUAGUACCCCUUGGCCAGCAGUGAACGCAAGAGGCUCUUGUUGCGAAUAUGUCGAUGUUUCAGUAUCAGCCAAACAUUUUCAACAAAGACGAGUUUUGUGAUAUCGAGUUAGAGAAGCUGUUAGGGUACGGUUUGCCUGAGGUCCGCUCUUUGACCGAUGUGAUUCGGGAGCUGAAUUCGAUUUUUUCAAGUGAUAAUGUGAACAUUGACUUGGUGAAAUAUGUGAUGGAAACCUACAAGUCCAACCCCAGCGACUGGAAGAAGUUUGCCAAAUUCGACCGAUAUAGCUACACUCGAAAUCUAGUAGACGAUGGCAAUGGAAAAUACAAUCUAAUGUUACUUUGUUGGGGUGAAGGGCACGCAUCAGGAAUCCACGAUCACGCCAAUUCGCACUGUUUCAUGAAAAUGCUUCAGGGAUCUCUGGAAGAAGUAAAAUACGCUUGGCCCGACGAAAAAUCCGAAUUGAAGGAAAUUGGCAGAACCAGACUAGACUUGAACGAUCUGGCUUAUAUCAAUGACUCCCUGGGGUUGCACAGGGUAGCAAAUGUGUCCAGCUACGACACAGCAAUCAGUCUGCAUCUGUACUGUCCCCCGUACGAUCAGUGCAGCGUUUUUGAUCGAAAAAAUGGGACCCGAACUACCACCUCAGUGACCUUUUAUUCGAUGUUUGGAAAGAGGAACAAGGGGCAGGACAUCAAAGAAGAGAACUUGUAAAUAUCAGCAGGUUAAAAAACCCCCAGCUAUAUAAAACAGUUUAAUUUAUUAACUUUAUAGAUAUAGUAUCUGAUUAAAUAACGAACCCUACUAGUUCGA
Messenger RNA from Dendroctonus ponderosae (mountain pine beetle), 1147 nucleotides. RefSeq names its product cysteine dioxygenase type 1. Bases 383 to 1048 code for a protein of 221 amino acids. The record is from RefSeq and is a predicted model, not a curated record. The transcript is spliced from 4 exons. Gene Ontology annotation, biological process: L-cysteine catabolic process. Gene Ontology annotation, molecular function: ferrous iron binding; cysteine dioxygenase activity. Lineage: Eukaryota; Metazoa; Arthropoda; Insecta; Coleoptera; Curculionidae.